Molecule: messenger RNA, 1491 nt
Organism: Cylindrotheca closterium
Lineage: Eukaryota; Bacillariophyta; Bacillariophyceae; Bacillariales; Bacillariaceae
Source: the annotation of a GenBank genome assembly
AUGAAGAUUGUCAGAGAUCAAGAGAGAUCACUUACCAUAAUCUCAGGCGUUCUUUUUGCUGCAUCAGCGUGGUGGACUGUGAAGAAACACAGAGAAGGAAAAGAGCGACGUCUAAGAAAUGGACGGAGCCUUCGAAUUUCGAAAAGGGCAACCGAAUCCAAUAUCUCAACACGUUGUCAGCAAAGAGCGCUGUCUCCUGCAAUUCCAUACCUCGAAUCAUUCUUACUAGGACUACAAUAUCCUUAUGAUCCUGAUCAUCCAGACGGAUACAUUCCGCUUUGUGUUGCUGAGAACAAGCUGGCAACUGACCUUUUGGCGAAAAAGCUGAUGCAACCGCAGACCGCAAGCACAACAUUCUCAGAUGACAGCGUUUAUGCAUACAACUCCUUCUUAGGACUACCAGUUGCUCGGCAAGCAGCGGCUUAUUUCUUUGCCAAAAGGUUCCUUUACCCGCACUUGCCUUCGCUUUCAAUCGAAAAGGCUUUGGCUGCAAUCAGUCCCGACAGUAUCGGAAUUGCAUCAGGGGCUGCAGGAAUCCUCAACAGCCUUUUCUUUCUUCUCGGUGAUGGUGGUGAUGCAGCGUUAAUUCCUCGUCCCUAUUACAGUGCUUUUGACAGUGAUAUGUCUCUAGUAGCUGAGAUAACUCCUUUUGGUUUCUCACUUGCUAGACCGACACAAGGUCCAACCGAAAGCGAGCUAGACAUGGCAUAUUUGGAAGCUCGAUCACAAGGAUUGAAUCCGCGUUUUCUACUUUUAACGAAUCCGAAUAACCCCCUCGCGACCAUAUAUCGCCCUGAAGUGAUUCGAGAUGCGAUCAUUUGGGCAAGAAAGAGAAAGAUGCAUACCAUUGUAGAUGAAAUUUAUGCAUUGUCAGCUCCUCAAGACACCUUUCAAUCUGUUCUCCGGAUUAUGGAUGGACAACUAGGAGACGAUGUACAUAUGGUUUGGUCUCUAUCGAAAGACUUCGGUGCUAGUGGUUUGCGGGUUGGGUUUGUUUUGAGUGGGAACAAAGAUUACAUUAAUGGAUUGUCAAAUCUGAAUAUUUUCGGAGGUGUUAGCAAUCCAAUGCAAGUCAUUGUUGCAGAGCUGAUGACCGAUGAUAAAUUUGUCGACUACUAUCUAGAAGAAUCCAGUGCAAGGUUACGGAACAACUAUCAAAUUUGUGUACAAAAGCUAGAAGAAAUGGUGCUACCAUUUGUUCCAGCGCAGGCAGGCAUUUUUGUCUAUGUUGACUUUAGCGCAAUACUACCAGAAAAAACGAAGGAGUGGGAAGCAAAGCUAUGCCAAUUAUUUAUUGAUCACGCUCGUGUGAUAUUGACCCCUGGCGACAGUAUGAGAGAACAGAUGCCCGGAAUGUUCCGCAUUUGUUAUGCGUGGGUUCCCCCGGAGGUCUUGAGAGUUGGAAUGGAACGAUUGAGCCGUAUAGUGGCAAAGAUCAGACGACUGGACUGGGGAGAUCUAAAUGAGAAUACGCUUAGUGGCAUCCUUUAA